GCUUACUGUCAUCUCUGCGGUGUGAGCUUCAACAUAAUCUUCGGCUCAAUCUCAGGAGAGCUGGACCCCGAUGAUCGAGACCAAACAACCUUACAAAGGGACAACCCAGCCGUCGACACGACAGACGUGGCCUGCUCUAUGGACUAUGAAGAAACUGAUCACGAUGUCGAAUACAGGCCCCAAGAAAGUGAGGAUAGUGAGGCAUAUGAAUAUGGCUCCGACAUUUCAACCGACGCCAGCAGUGACGAAGAGACGCCCGAAAACGAAGAGAGCCUUGAUAUAACGGACACUGAGAUUCAGCAGUAUAACGACUGGGCAGUGAGAACUUUCAACCCAAAUUGCAGAGAGCCCGAGGAACAUGUUGGAUAUUUUGAUGCUGGGGAAUCCGCAUAUUCGACCAAUAUAAUCUCUCCCGAAGAGGCAAGAGGCUGCCGCACAGCCCAGUUCUUGCUCCAUAAAAGCAGUGUGUGGCAGCCCGACGAGCUACAUGAGCCCUGGGAAAUUAACGGAGACUGGGCACUCUCCGGGAUAUGUGAUGGAAUGCCAUCGCGCGAUUGGGAGAUUCCAACGGUGUGGCCUGCGCGAGGUGGAAUAGAGGAGCUAGAAGCGGACAAUGACAAUUACUAUCCACACUUGGCUCCCAACGAUAUAGCAAUGCCGUUGCAUCCAUGGUGCUUCGAUAUUUUCUGCCGGCAAUCUAAAGUCCAGUUCAGACGAGUUGAGGCGUCAGGACUCAUGAACUGGCGCAAUUCCGAACUUGAUCAAGAGGCCUUUUACCGGUUUCCUCGGGCGAAAGAGGUCAAGAGGGCACAGAACCAAUUCUGGCGCCAUGAACCUGGCAGUGAGUAUCUGGCUGCCAGUCCUCUUUAUGUGCCCGGACUCUCAGAACUUCUUUUGUCCGCGGUAAAUGGCGAGAUAAGUUGUGAGCGAUCUGGCCGAUUUAAAAAGGUUGCAUUGUCGCAAUCUACCAAAGCUCGGCAUAGAUCAUCCCAGCAUCAGCGGGCCGAUAUCUUCUCAUCAAUGCCCGUGGAAAUUCGCCUCAUGAUAAUCGGAUUCCUAGGAUCAAUUGAUAUCUCCAGCUUAAGGGCUGCUUCUAGGACAUUCACACAUCUUCCCAACAGUGUGUGGUACCGACUAAUACGUGAAGAGAUGCCUUGGCUGUGGGAAGCAUGGGAUGAAUCCGAAUGCAAACAUAUUCCUCAGAUCUGGACAACAGUGUCUACAGCCCAGGUCAAAUCUAUUUUGAAAUCACGGAAGCGCGUGUCUGAAGUCUUGAGUGUGGACUACAUGGGACACAAGGAUGCCGAGAAGGCUGCUGAACACUGGUUCCCUAUGCCGUGCGAAAUACCAGACCAGGUAAAUUUGCCCAGACUAAGAACGGACUGGCACUUCGUCUUCACGCAGAUCAAGCAUAAUUUAAACAGGCUAAAGGGCUUGCGGAAUCGACAGCGGAUCUGGGCAGAUGUGGAGGAGAUUAUUCGACGUAUUGAAAAUCUUGAAAUGGCUUCUGAUGCGCCAUAG
Molecule: messenger RNA, 1521 nt
Organism: Penicillium canescens
Lineage: Eukaryota; Fungi; Ascomycota; Eurotiomycetes; Eurotiales; Aspergillaceae
Exons: 2
Molecular function (GO): protein binding
Source: RefSeq, a predicted model, not a curated record